UUAGCUUCAAAGCAUUACUAAUCUUUCUCUCCAUCUUCGCUUUCACUUUCUCGCAGAAAUUCACAGAGGCACAAACAAACCCUAAUUCACCCAAUACUUCUUGUUUAUCAUUCUACUUCUACUUCCCCCCUCCCCCACCCCAUAUUCAGAAGCCCUAAUUCAUCCAGUUUCGAUAUAUUGGGAACUCCGGUUUCGUUACUCAAGAUUCGAGUACAGAAAAACUGGGUGCUAUUCCAAGAUGAUUGUCAGUCCAAAAAUGGUUGCAGAAGCCGAGGUUAUUUGCCAGCAGAGUUUACCGGCGGGUUUGGACAUGAAGUGUCACGUCCGCGCCGGCAAAGAACAGAACUAUCCGAUCGACGUUAAGUCUCCGUCGACUUCCAUCCUCCGUGAGGUUUUGGUCACCGACUCGAUUUCCACCGAAAUCUCGCGCCUUGAAUCGGUAUGUGUCUUCUCUGUAAUUUAUGAUGGGCAUGGUGCUGAAGCAGCUGCAUAUAUCAAGAGGAAUGCUAUUAGAUUGUUCUUUGAAGAUGCUGAUUUGCCACAGACAUUUGAUAUUGAUGCUGUCUUCUUGAAAGAGCUGGAGAAUUCUCACAGGAAAGCAUUUUUACUAGCAGACCUUGCUUUGGCCGAUGAAAGCAGUGUCAGAAGUUCAUGUGGGACAACCGCACUUACUGCUUUAGUACUUGGAAGGCACUUACUUAUUGCAAAUGCUGGUGACUGCCGUGCAGUUCUUAGCAGGAAAGGAGCUGCAGUUGAGAUGUCUCAAGAUCACAGACCUAGCUAUCUUCCAGAGCGCAAGCGAGUUGAGGAGUUAGGGGGCUACGUAGAUGAUGGCUAUCUUAAUGGUUCUCUCUCAGUCACAAGGUCCCUUGGAGACUGGGAGUUGAAGCUCCCACUUGGAUCAUCAUCGCCUCUCAUUGCAGACCCAGAUGUCCAACAGAUUAUUCUAACAAAGGAUGAUGAAUUCUUGAUACUUGGGUGUGAUGGGAUAUGGGAUGUAAUCUCGAGCCAGUGUGCUGUCAGCCUUGUUCGACGUGGAUUAAGGAGGCAUAAUGACCCCCAACAAUGUGCAAGGGAUCUUGUCAUGGAGGCCACAAGACUAAACUCGUCAGAUAAUCUUACUGCUAUUGUUAUCUGCUUCUCCUCCCCUCCUCCGCUUGAAUCGUGCCCUUCUCACCGAAGAAGGUUUAAGCUCAGCUGUCUGACUGAUGAAGCCCGAAAUAGAUUGAAGAACUUGUUAGAAGGAAACUGAUGUACACACAGCUUGUUUCUCACUAGUAACUGAAAUAGUUGUUAUGAGAAAUGAUUAUUAUCUGUUUCUUUGGGCAGCUUCAGAUAGGUUAGAAGAGCAGCUGGAAAUUUUGUAGUUGUAGGGGUUAAAGAUGAGAUAGAGAAGAAUGUUUUGGGUAGUUGAGGCAGAUGUAAGUACUGUGCGAGAUUAUUUGAAUUCCAAUGGAUUUUGUUCAUUGCAAUUCCAACCUGUUUCUUUAUGUAGCUUCAUAUAGUUUCUGCAUAUGAAGUUGCAAUCUGGGAUGAAGUAGUGUGAUUUGAUUGAUGACUUCCAUCUGCCUUUUGCCAAAGUUGCAAUUGCAACACCUGUAAACUUAACUAUUGAACAAUUUAUACUAAUUGAAUACCCUUAGGCUA
Molecule: messenger RNA, 1647 nt
Organism: Carica papaya (papaya)
Lineage: Eukaryota; Viridiplantae; Streptophyta; Magnoliopsida; Brassicales; Caricaceae
Source: RefSeq, a predicted model, not a curated record